Molecule: messenger RNA, 1056 nt
Organism: Oldenlandia corymbosa var. corymbosa
Lineage: Eukaryota; Viridiplantae; Streptophyta; Magnoliopsida; Gentianales; Rubiaceae
Source: the annotation of a GenBank genome assembly
UGCACAAUACAGUACUUCAUCUCCAUCGAAACAAACCCAAAAAAAGAAAAGAAAAAAGAGGAAUAUACAUACAAUUCGAUGGAGAUGAAGAUUAACGUUUCAGUUCUGAUUAAGGUCUUAGCAUUGCAAUGCCUUGCAGUCCUUUGUGCCUCUCAAGAUUUUGAUUUCUUCUACUUUGUCCAACAGUGGCCAGGUUCGUAUUGCGAUACCAACAAGGGAUGUUGCUACCCAAAGACAGGGAAGCCUGCUGCAGAUUUUGGAAUUCAUGGGCUUUGGCCCAACUAUAAAGAUGGCUCUUAUCCAUCAAAUUGUGAUCCCCAAGCCCCAUUCAAUCCCUCUGAGAUUAGAGAUCUGAGUAGCAGAAUCCAAAAAGAUUGGCCAACAUUAGCCUGCCCAAGUGGAGAUGGGCUGGCCUUCUGGGAACAUGAGUGGACUAAACACGGGACUUGCUCCGAAUCUGUACUGGAUCAGCAUGACUACUUCGCAACCGCUCUAAGCCUCAAGAACCAGUCCAACCUCCUUCGGAGCCUGAAAACCGCAGGGAUUAUACCAAAUGGAGGGUACUACAGUUUGGAGAGCAUCAAAUCAGCAAUCAAAGAUGGAAUGGGUUACACUCCGUACAUCGAGUGCAAUGUGGACGAAUCUGGAAAUAGCCAGCUCUACCAAGUUUAUCUGUGCGUGGACAGUAACGGAUCAAGUCUCAUCGAAUGCCCAGUGUUCCCACAUGGCAAAUGUGGUUCAACCAUUGAAUUUCCAACUUUCUAAUUCUAUUGUUUAGGCUGGGUUUUUGAAUUUAGCAUAGCAUUCUUAAUUUGGACGGAUUGAAAACAGUGGGCUUACUUCAAUAGUCAUCAUGGUUCUCAACCCUUCUCAGAUUAUGAUCUAUUGAUUUAUUUUCUCGCCACGAGUGCAUGCUCUCAACAUUCUUGGCAAGGGUUCGAAGCUAGCUAGAUGAUGACUUUCUGUUAAUACUCACUUGAAAAAUGACAUGUUUCUUCCAAUUCCAACAAUACAAAUCUGGCCCCAUGAUUACGUAUUAUUUCUCUAUCUAUCGCU